UUCAAUUUUAUAUUGUCAGUACAAUAAAAAUCCUCUCUCUCUCUCUCUCUCGACACCAGACAGAGAUACAAAAUCCAGUCGAAGUUUCUGGCUCUGCAUUUCUACUCUCCCUUCCUCCAUCUCCAUCUCUCUCACUCUCAAACACACACUCUCUCUCUCUAUCUGUUUCUUUAGUAUCGACAGUGCAGGGGAAAUUCUUAUUUUUUACACUUGGAGGAGAACAACAUGCCGUGGACUUCUUCUUUUGUGAACUAUAGCAGGAACUGUGUUCGCUUGGUGGUCUUCUUUCGUGUCAUACUGUAAUUUUGUUUGUUUUUGUGCAGGCAAUUGUUUUGUAAGUUCUGAAGAAACUCUUGUAUUUAGGGUGCUUUGAAUUCAAAAGUGGUGUUUAGGAGUGAGAAUGUACAUUGCGGUAACCAUAAAGAGAUAUCGAGCUGUGAAGGAAGUAGGGGAGAUUAAAAUUAGCGUUGGGAUUACUGCGUAUUAUCAAGUGAUGCAGAUUUGUCAGGCUGAGUAUUUCCGCCAGUUACUUAAGCCUGUUACGUAGUCUAGUCUUACAAAGCUCCGGUCACUGGGAUUUGGGACGGCUUUUGUUGGUUAUACAUUAGACAUAAAGAAUUUGAUUCUGGUGGUUCAUUUUGGAUAGGCAGCUCUUUUAUGCCAGGAUGGCAGUAACUUGAUUUGCUAUAUAGUCUUUUCAUCGGUUUAGAUCUUCAUCAAUUGAAUACUGAAUAAUUGCCAAUAGGAGACCCAAAAUCCAUUACUAUUGCAAAAUUGUUGGUUAAAGACAAGCAUCCGAUGCAUAGUGAUCGAUACUUCCGCUCGAAAGAGGCAAUGCCCCCACUUACAAAUCAAGUUGACAAUAAUAACAUGCAUUUUCCAGUCGCAACUACUUUUGCUGCAGUUCAACCUCUAGCUGCAAAGCACUUGAUGCCUGUGCAUGGAAUUGAAUUUCAAUCUUCAGAGAUUUGUCCGAGGAAUUUCAUUAUUUUUGAUCAAGCUGAUCACCGAAGCCAGGUUAUGUACAAUCCUGCAGUUGCCCACAAUCAUGGUGGUCCUGGAUUUAAUAUCCAUGCAACUUACAUCCAAGAGAAUUUUGAAAGGACAGACACCUACAAUGUUGAAAGAGAAAUUUCAUCAUCUCUGAAGGAAGAUUCAGAUGAUAUUGAUGCCUUAAUGAGUUUGGAAGAGGAAGAACCAGAAGAGUGUGAUGGGGAAGAGGUCAGCACCGCACGCACCUGCAGAAAUUAUGGAAGUAGCUCCCCCGAUUCCGAUUCUUGCUCCAGUUAUGGUGCAAAACCCAUGAAAAAUGGAUCUUCUGUCCAGAAGUGCUCAAGCAGUGGUAGCAGCUCUAACAGUGAGAGGAAACGACAGAAAAUGAAGACAAUGGUGAAGACAUUGAGAGGGAUUGUACCCGGUGGCGACCAAAUGAAUACUGUUACUGUUCUAGAUGAAGCUGUCAGGUACCUCAAAUCUCUCAAAGUCGAAGUGCAAAAGCUUGGGGUUAGCAAUUUCAAGAACUAAACUUGAACUUGAUCUCCGUGGUAAAGGUGCUUUAUUUUUAACACAUCCGCAUCCUGUUCUCAAGUUGGUUGUCUCCUCUCUCGUGUUAGGUUGGAAUUUAGACGGAGGAGGGUAUUGGCAGCUCACGAAGUGUUCAACCUUCCCCAACUAUUUAGCAUAGGGGCGCUGCAUAGUGAUGGCAUAGUGGUUAGUCCUUUGAAUUCUUCUAUAAAACGUUUUACUGUGCACUCUUCAAUAGAAGGAAGAGUGGGGGCGUUCGAAUAAACUUGUAGUAUCUGUACUUUUUCCUGCCUGUCAGUUAUUAUGUCCAGCAUGUUACAGCUAUUGUGGUUUUAUUUCGUGUUGUACUCUAAAUAUAACUAAAUGCUAUGCUCCUCCUUUAUGAGAGCUUCAUACGGAUCUUGUUGUUUGAGCAUUUGCUUAUAGACAUCGGUUUUAUUCGGUGCCA
Messenger RNA from Populus nigra (black poplar), 1972 nucleotides. Its product is annotated as transcription factor bHLH144. The record is from RefSeq and is a predicted model, not a curated record. NCBI's taxonomy places the organism in Eukaryota, Viridiplantae, Streptophyta, Magnoliopsida, Malpighiales, Salicaceae. Gene Ontology annotation, molecular function: protein dimerization activity. The transcript has 4 exons. The coding region runs from base 799 to 1524 and encodes 241 amino acids.